Molecule: messenger RNA, 2098 nt
Organism: Lepidothrix coronata (blue-crowned manakin)
Lineage: Eukaryota; Metazoa; Chordata; Aves; Passeriformes; Pipridae
Gene: FKRP
Product: fukutin related protein
Exons: 1
Coding region: 241-1725 (494 amino acids)
Biological process (GO): protein O-linked glycosylation via mannose
Cellular component (GO): Golgi apparatus
Source: RefSeq, a predicted model, not a curated record
GCUGUGGGGGUUAUGGGGGAGUAUGGAGUCUAUAGGGGCCGGGGGCAUCCCUUCAUUAACACAUCCCCUCAUUAACGAGCCCCCUCAUUAACCCCUCGUUCCCCCCCAGCGCUGCCGCCGACCCUCCGAGACCCCCCAGCUCGUGACACCUGUGCCCGCACCGCCAGCACCCCCCUGAGGACGGGACCUCCCCUCAAUUAACCCAAAGGCCUCGUUAAUUAACUGAAAGGCCUCGUUGCCAUGCGGGUGACGCCGUGCCAGGCCGCCCUGGCCGCGGGCAUCGCCCUCAACCUCCUGCUCCUCUUCUGCGCCUGGCGCGGGGGGCCCCCCUCGCCCUCCCCGUGCCGCCCCCCGCGCGGGGCGCCCGGCGUCACCGUCCUGCUGCGCGACUUCGACGACUUCGACAACGACCUGGCGGGCACCGCCCGCUCCUUCGCCGCCCUGCCCGUGCCCGUCCUGGUGGCGGCCGACUCGCCGCCCUACCCGCCCGUGCCGCUGCCCGCCGGCGCCGCGCUCCUGCCCCUGCGCCCGCAGCGGCCCGACCGCCCGCCGCCGCCUCGCCCCGAGCUGGCCGUGCGCACCCGCCACGUGGCGCUGGUGCCCGACGGCGCCCGGGCCGCGCCGGGCCUGCUGGAGCGCAUGAGGGACGCGCUGGAGGCCGCCGGCGACAACGGCACCCGCGUGGUGGCCGCGCCGGUGGGCCCGCGGGCGCCGCGGUGCCUGGCGCUGAGCGUGGACCUGCGGGCGUGGACGGCGCGGUACAGCGAUGCCAAUGACGCCGACGCUCGCGGCGGCGGCGGCUGCUCGGCGCUGGAGGGUCCCCCCGCCGUCCUCCUGCUGCGCGCCCGCGACCUGUUCUCCCUGCCCUUCCCGCUGGCGCGCCCGGUGCCCACCGCCCUGGCCCUGCAGGCCGCCCUGCGCGGCUGGCGCCUGCGCCUGCUGCCCGGCGCCGCCUUCCCGGCCGCCCGCCGCCCGCCGGUCUCGCCGCACAGCCGCUGGAAGGCCGAGGGGCUGGCGGACGCCCGGCGCCGGCGGCUGCUGCGGGACGUGGGCGUCAAGCUGGAGGUGCUGCCCGACGGGCGGCGGCGCUGGCACGGCUGCGCCAAGGACACGCCGCGCUGCUUCGGCACCGUGCAGGCCCGCACGCCGCAGUACCUGCUGGCCGGGCGCUGGACGCCGCCCUGCUGCCUGCGGGCGCUGCGCGAGACCGCCCGGCACGUGGCCCGCGAGCUGGAGGCCGCCGGCGUCCGGUACUGGCUGGAAGGGGGGUCCCUGCUGGGCGCCGCCCGCCUGGGCGACAUCAUCCCCUGGGACUACGACGUCGACCUGGGCAUCUACCGCGAGGACGCCGGCAAGUGCCGCUGGCUGGCGGCCGUGGCGGCCGAGGGCCGGCCGGUGGAGGACCCCGAGGGCUUCCUGUGGGAGAAGGCGGCCGAGGGCGACUUCUACCGCGUCCACUUCAGCCGCGCCAACCGGCUGCACGUGGACCUGUGGCCCUUCUACGCCCGCGGCGGGACCAUGACCAAGGACACGUGGCUGGGGCACCCGCAGGACGUGGAGUUCCCCGAGAGCUUCCUGCGGCCCCGGGUGCCCGUGGCCUUCGCCGGCUUCACGGCCAUGGCGCCCAACAACGCCCGCGCCUUCCUCGAGCUCAAGUUCGGGCCCGGCGCCGUCGAGAACCCCGAGUACCCCAACCCCGCCGUGAAGAGGCUGGCGAGGGACUGAGGGGCACGUGGGGGGGGCACAAGGGGGUGUUCUGGGCACCGGGGGUGAGGGGUGGGGGGCAAUAAACCCCCCCCAAGUCCCUGUGAUGCCCACCAGGCUCCUCUGUGCCAGGACUGGAGGGUACACGGGGGGUGUUCUGGGCACCAGGAGUGAGGGGUGGGGGACAAUAAACCCCCCCAAAUCCCUGUGAUGCCCACCAGGCUCCUCUGUGCCAGGACUGGGGGGCACAUGGGGAGCUGCCCCAGGCACCAGGAGUGAGGGGUGGGGGACAAUAAACCCCCCCAAGUCCCUGUGAUGCCCACCAGGCUCCUCUGUGCCAGGACUGGGGGGCACACGGGGGCUGCUGUGGGCACCAGGAGUGAGGGGAACACAG